Molecule: messenger RNA, 1982 nt
Organism: Periophthalmus magnuspinnatus
Lineage: Eukaryota; Metazoa; Chordata; Actinopteri; Gobiiformes; Gobiidae
Exons: 7
Coding region: 78-1727 (549 amino acids)
Biological process (GO): establishment or maintenance of cell polarity; regulation of cellular localization; centrosome cycle
Cellular component (GO): apical plasma membrane; nucleus; cell cortex
Molecular function (GO): protein kinase C binding
Source: RefSeq, a predicted model, not a curated record
CCCUGUCCCGCGCCUGUGUCCGACCCUUUGUGCCAGCUCGGUUGCCGCGGCAGCAGCAGUGUGCGGACGGCGCUCGUAUGAAGCGUCGCCCCGAGCCCCUCAGAGCCGACCACAACCUACUGGCCCCCGACACGCGCUUCUUGCCGGGGGUCAGGUACUGUGCCGUCUCCCAGAUAAACUCUCUGCCCGCCCAUCUUAACAACCCCCCUCACACCCAAACACCCGGCCGGUCCACGAGACGGCGCCCAGAAUCCUCCCCAAACCGCCGUCUGCGCUUCGAAGAUGAAACGGAGAGGGAGGCGGAGUCACGUUACCAGGAGCGACAGAAGAAAAGGGCGGGGCAUCGAGGGCAAGACAUCCUGGUAUCCAAACCAGAUGUGUCGCAAUACGUCAACGGCCGACACAAAGCUAUAGGUGACGGCCAGUACACGGGUCAUCUAGGGGUCAACCUGCAGCUGCACCCCACCCCACCAGUUUACAACCAAAGCCAAAGUUUGUAUCCAAACCCACCUGCGAGGCCAGUCAUUAGUCUACGCACAGAACCUAUCAAAGAGACCUACAUUGGCGUGGUUACGUACAACGAUAGUGAUGGAGGAGAAGCAAGGGAGCAGGGGGUCAGAAGGAGAACCAAUCACGCAAAACAAAAUGAACUCCAUAAACAAGCCACGCCCAGAUCGGACUUGCCUAUCAACCCGUACGCCCCCGAGCAAACUGUUGUUUCGAAUACAUCUAAAGUCUACUGUCCUCCUUCUCCUCUCACGUCACUCCCAGCGGCUUCACACAACGGCAAACACAAUGAGACACGGACAGAGAGAAAACACAAAAAAAGCAAAGCCAAAGAACAGAAGUGCCAGAACAAGACUGAGGACCACACGGAGCAGAGGGUAUCAGAAGAAGACAACCCACGGAAAGAGCUCCAAACUCAGGGAGAUUUAAGAGUGGGUGAGGGGAGCGAGGAGGUCGAGUUUUCCAAAUCUUCCCCAUCAACAGGGGAUCAACAAACAGCAUCUAAAUCCAACGGAACCAAAAGAUCAAAACAGCCAAUGAGAGCGGAGCAUCACUCUCCUCUUGAGCCGGUGGAGGGCUCUCGUCUCUCUCUUCGCCGUCUCUUCUCCUCUGUUCGGUUGGGGCGCAGUCGGAGCAGCAGUCUGGACAGGACCAGCUCAAGGCCGAGCUCUCCUGCGCCCCCUUCAGGUCACACAAAGCCCCAAGGCCUCCUGAAGAAAACACCGUCUGUUCAGUCCCUUACCAUGGGGUCACCUUUUUUAAAGCUAAGGAAGUCUGCCUCUGUUCAGAACUUUGUGUCGGAGCAGAAAAAGAAAGAUCGCUCUGAAAACUACAAACCUGGAGCUCAAAGCGCCCUGCACCGGUGCCUCAGUGUGGAGGAUGUGAGCUGCCCGAGCUCCGUGCGCUCUGUCGGACGCAUUCUCCAGGUUUACACUGAUGGGACUUUGCUUCUGGAGCUCAGUCGACCCAAGAGCCAAACCUACGGCUUUAUUAUCAGCAGAGGGAAAGGACGGGCUGACUCAGGUGUGUACGUGGAGGACAUAUUGGACAGCAGCACUGAAAAGCUGUAUGCCGGCCUGUUGUCUGUGGGAGAUGAGAUCCUGGAGGUGAAUGAGGAGAAAGUGGCCUGCCUCAGUCUGGACCAGGUGACCGAGCUUCUGAGCCACAGCAGCAGUGUGAGAGUGCGAGUGCUGCGGCAGAGGAAGCCUCCCCCACGGUGAUGGGGCCAAGAACACUCCUGACUGCAGCCUUUAGCGCUAGAGCUUCAGCUGCAGACAACCUGUGCUUUUCAAAGUCACUUUGCUGUUUACUUUUAAUAUAUAAUAAUUUAUUUGCCUGUCACAAAGUUGUCUUGCAUCAUAAUACUGGUUUACAUCAGCCUACGCAGUAUUUUUAUUUACCUGUUAUGUAUUUAUAAUGAUUAUUUAUAACUCAGCUGUGUCUUAAUAAAGACAUUGUUUUGUUUUGAGAUACUC